Molecule: messenger RNA, 3283 nt
Organism: Rana temporaria (common frog)
Lineage: Eukaryota; Metazoa; Chordata; Amphibia; Anura; Ranidae
Gene: ZNF513
Product: zinc finger protein 513
Exons: 4
Coding region: 107-1594 (495 amino acids)
Biological process (GO): regulation of transcription by RNA polymerase II
Molecular function (GO): DNA-binding transcription factor activity; RNA polymerase II cis-regulatory region sequence-specific DNA binding
Source: RefSeq, a predicted model, not a curated record
GGGGGCGUAUCCGUCUUAGAACUACACCUCCCAGGAGGCAGCGCGCCACCGGAAGUACACCGGCGAUCUCAGCUGUACGGACCGGAAGUGCCGGAGAGAAGAUAGAAUGCCGAGGAGGAAACAGUCCCACCCCCAGCCUGUGAAAUGCGGUGGAGGGGCGGAGCCUUUAGGUUCUGGCGCCAGCACUGUUGUCCUGGAGUCAGAUCUUCUCCUGAGCGAUGAUUUAGAGCUGUGUGGUGGCACUGAGCGUCUUCUCUCCUUCUCCCGGGACUCGGAGGAUUCAGUAGAAAGUAAGUUGGAGAUCCCGCGUUACCCGCUGAGCGAGGAUGAAUAUUCGGCGUACCAGCCGCUCAGCACGGACAGCGAUCCAGAAGAGGCGGGUGUGGGGGGUCUGCCCUCUCCCUGUGGGCCCUGCGAGUCAACAGAGAGCAGCCGCUGUCAGUACCAGGAGCACCAUGAGGACGUGACCUCAGAGAAGGAGAGGCUACUCUUCACCUGCCGCCUGUGUCCCUUCUCCACCCAUUACUCCAGCCACCUCAAGAGGCACAUGAAGACUCACAACGGGGAGAAACCCUUCUGCUGCCCGCACUGCCUCUACGCCUCCUCUCAGCUUGUCAACCUCAAACGUCAUCUUCUGACCCACACCGGGGAGAAGCCUUUCCACUGCGAACUCUGCACCUUCUCCUGCAGCAGUCCGGGCAACUUGAAACGCCACCAGAAGGUCCACACACAGGACAAACCCUUCACCUGCCACCUGUGCCCUUACCGCUGCAACCAGAGCCGCAAUCUGAAACGCCACAUCCUGGCGCACCGGAGGGGGCAACAGAAGGAAAGGCGUGAAGAGGCCAAAGAGACGAGGAGCAGCCCCCCCCCUGAUGAUGUGUCUGUGGCAGCCCUGGCCCUCCCGGUGACCUCCGAUGACCUGGAAGUCUUUCUGCCAGCUUGUGUCCACUUAAGCCGUGCUCCGUCUUCGCCCGUUCUGCAGCCUACGGCAGAUGACGGCCUCCCAGAGCUGCUUUUCCCCUUCACGUGCCGCUCUUGUGGCACGGUUCUGGAUGAAGGCAGCCCUCAGGACGAUGAUGGUGAGAUGGAUGGACAGUUCUGCUCCCGUUGUAGCUCUUCGGGGAGCCCAGACAAAUGCUUUUCUUGCGUUUUGUGCCCGUUUGUCACCCACUACCAGAACCAUUUAUCCCGCCACAUGAAAACGCACAGCGGGGAGAAGCCCUACAAGUGCCACCUAUGCUCCUAUGCCUCGGCACACUAUGACAACCUAAAGAGACACCAGCGGGUUCACACCGGGGAAAAGCCCUACAAGUGCCAGCUGUGUGACUAUGCCUGUGGCAACCUCGCCAACCUAAAGAGGCAUGGGCGCAUCCACUCUGGGGACAAGCCCUUCCGCUGUGGCCUAUGUAACUACAGCUGUAACCAAAGCAUGAACCUCAAACGUCACAUGCUGCGUCACACUGGCGAGAAGCCGCUCCGCUGCCCGCAGUGCCACUACACCACCGGCCACUGGGACAAUUAUAAGCGUCACCAGAAGACGCAUGGACACUCUGGAGAACUCAGUGAGCCCCCGAGGUCUGACGGAUCUUAGAACCUUUAACUGCUCUGCACAAGUUUGGUUUAUAGCGCAGUCUAGUAUGCUGCGGCAGAAGUGUAAGCUCCUUGGGCUAAGGCUGGCCGCACAAUACUGACCCCCUCUGUUAUGCUGUAUGUCCUCAUAUUGUGAAUAUUAUGGAGUAUUGCAUGGCUGGUUCAUGUGCUCGUCCCAUAAACAUUCCAGGAUGUCAGAUUGUGAGUGGAGCUAAUUUUUUAUGGUAUUCCAUGGUGGAGAGCGUUCUGUCCUCACACGUCUUAUUCUGGCCAAUGCUGGGUGAGGCAUCCUUCACUCGCACCUUAUUCUAUCCAGUAUUUGGUGGAGCAUCCUUCACCGACACCGAUUCUAUCCAGUACUGGGUGGAGCAUCCUUCACCGACACCGAUUCUAUCCAGUACUGGGUGGAGUAUCCUUCACCGACACCGAUUCUAUCCAGUACUGGGUGGAGCAUCCUUCACCGACACCUCUUAUUCUAUCCAGUACUGGGUGGAGCAUCCUUCACCGACACCUCUUAUUCUAUCCAGUACUGGGUGGAGCAUCCUUCACUGACACCUCCUAACUAUUGCAGGGAGCCUGCCCUUACACCUUGUAUUCUAUCCAGUGCUGGGAGAAGCCUUUGGGGGCCCACACACAAGACAGUAUACCAUACAUUUUGGCUACACGUUACCAUAUUUUUGUUGGCCAAUCUACUUAUCAGUGAUCAAUCAAUAACACCGACAUUACUGACGUUCUUAUCAGUGACCGAUCAGUAAUGCUGAUGUUCUUGGUGACCAAUAAAUGAUUCUGAUAUGUUCUUAUCAGUCACCGUAUGGGAGACCGAUCUAUAACGCUAACACGUUCUUAUCGGGGACUGAUCAAUAACGCUAACGUGUUCUUAUCGGGGACUGAUCAAUAAUGCUAACGUGUUCUUAUCAGGGACUGAUCAAUAAUGCUAACGUUCUAUCGGCGAUCGAUCAAUAACGCUAACGUGUUCUUAUCGGGGACUGAUUAAUAAUGCUAACGUGUUCUUAUCGGGGACUGAUCAAUAAUGCUAACGUGUUCUUAUCAGGGACUGAUGAAUAAUGCUAACGUUCUAUCAGCGAUCGAUCAAUAACGCUAACGUGUUCUUAUCGGGGACUGAUUAAUAAUGCUAACGUGUUCUUAUCGGGGACUGAUUAAUAAUGCUAACGUGUUCUUAUCGGGGACUCAAUGCUAACAUGCUAUCGGCGAUCGAUUAAUAAUAAUGCGUUCAUAACAGAGUCCGAUAAAUAAUGCUAAUAUGCUCUUAUCAUAGUCCGAUCAAUAACGCUAAAGUGUUCUUAUCGGAGUCAGAUCAAUAACGCUAAAGUGUUCUUAUCGGAGUCCGAUCAAUAAUGCCAAAGUGUUCUUAUCAGAGUCAGAUCAAUAACGCUAAAGUGUUCUUAUCGGAGUCAGAUAAAUAACGCUAAAGUGUUCUUAUCGGAGUCCGAUCAAUAACGCCAAAGUGUUCUUAUCGGAGUCAGAUCAAUAACGCCAACGUUUUCUUAUCGGAGUCAGAUAAAUAACGCUAAAGUGUUCUUAUCGGAGUCCGAUCAAUAACGCCAAAGUGUUCUUAUCGUAGACCGAUAAAUAAUGCUAACGUAUUGUUUUUGGAGACUGAUCGCUAAUGCCAACGUUCAUAUUGGAGACCGAUUAAUAACGCUCAUGUGUUCUUAUCAGAGACAGAUGA